Messenger RNA from Penaeus vannamei (Pacific white shrimp), 756 nucleotides. NCBI's taxonomy places the organism in Eukaryota, Metazoa, Arthropoda, Malacostraca, Decapoda, Penaeidae. The record is from RefSeq and is a predicted model, not a curated record.
AUGACUCUUCCAAAAAGGGAAGUAAUAACUUCUAGAAAGGAGUCAGACCCUGAGAGUAAAAUCAUCAAAAAAGAGAAGUCUGACAAAAAAGAUAAAAAUUCAGAGCCCUUACAGAAGGAUAUUGAGCAAAGAGUAGAAAAACAUGAAGGAAAAAGGAAAAGAUCAGAUUCUAAUGAAAUAGAUUCUGAAAGCUCUGAUAAAGGUGCACAUUUGGAUAAGGGACAUAAAAAGCUACAGGACAUUCCUAAAGAGUCACAUUCAGAGAAGGAAAGGAAAUCAAGGAAGAAGGAGAACUCAAGUUCAGAAUCAAAAUCUGAAGAUUCUGAAGAUGAGAACUCUGAGGAAAAAGAAAUAAAGAAAGGGAAGAAGAACAAUGAAAAGUCUGAUUCUGGAAGUGAGUCACAUGUGCGAGGAAAAAAGGAUGGUCCUCAUGAAAAGCUUGUAGAAAGGAAAGGAAAUUCCUUAGAUGAUGACUUGCAUUCUCAUGAGCAACUACAGGAGAAAAGAGCUGAGAGAAGCAGAAUUGAUAUAUCUGAUAAUGAAGCCAGAGGAAGAAAAGAGGUUGAAGAGAAAGGAAAUGAUAAUGAAGGCCCACAACAGCAAGAAAAGUCAAGUACUGUAAAGAAUAAAGGUGAUGGAAGUAGUGAAGACAGUAGCAGCAAAAAAGACAAAGAAACAGAGGAAAGUCAAGAAGAAAAAGCAUUCAGAGAAGAGAUCAAGAAAGAAAACAGGUUCCUCAUCAUCAUCAUCCAGUGA